Molecule: messenger RNA, 1189 nt
Organism: Loa loa (African eye worm)
Lineage: Eukaryota; Metazoa; Nematoda; Chromadorea; Rhabditida; Onchocercidae
Exons: 6
Coding region: 254-1171 (305 amino acids)
Molecular function (GO): palmitoyltransferase activity
Source: RefSeq, a predicted model, not a curated record
AGAUGUUGCUGUGUUAUUUCCAAACCUAAUUUUCAGAAGCAGUUAUUGAAGAAGGAUCAUAUCAUGGAAUUGCUAUAUCAGGAUGGAAAGUGCAGCAUAUCAUGAUGAGGUAGAAAAUCAAUGCUCAGUAUUUAAUUAGUUUCAAUCAUAGGUUAUUCCAUCAAUUCCGCGGUGUUGUAUCGAUCAGCGAAACUAUCGAAACAUUCCGUUGACCAAUUUAUCACUGCACUUCUUUUGCGAUAUUCAUUGAGAAAUGCAGUACAAACGGGAUCGGCUCCAUUUGGAUGGUGUCAUCAAACACAUGGAUACUCUUGAUGAUUUUACAGGACGGUUCAAAGAAAUGCUACCAUCCGAAACGCAAGAUCGGAUUGCAAUGCUCAUUUUAUUCGUACUUCUACCAUUUGGAUUUCUGUUCGAGAUAUUCGCGAUAUUACCGAUUGAACAUGAAGUGAUGUCGAAAGGAUGGAAUCUAAGGGCUGGUAUAUUGAUAUUGUUAGGAUUAAAUGCAUUUGCUAAUGUGUACAAAGUUAUAUCAGUUGGACCAAAUGGUAACUGUUCUGAUUUGCCAGCGGUACAAAAGCAAGGUUAUAAAUUUUGUUAUAACUGCCAGCUAAAUGAACCUCCACGGUCGCAUCACUGCCCAGUUUGUGACAGAUGUGCAUUUCGACGUGAUCAUCAUUGUUCGUUUGUUGCCGUAUGCAUUGGGCAUUUCAAUCAGCGUUACUAUAUUAGUGCUAUUUGCAGUUUGUGGAUUAUAUCCUUCGUUGUGUUGAUAUGGAACUGGUCAUUUAUGUGGUCAUCACUUGGUGGUUUUUCACCGUUACAACUCUGGGAAUUAAUAGUGCCUCACUUGGCAUUAAUCUUUCGUAUAAUCAGUUUCUCCCAGUUUUUAUGUGUGAUGACUUUCGUCUUCUCGUUUACUAUAUUCGUCUUUCUAUGUUACCUGAUUACAGCUCAACUUUUUUGCCUUUACCGAGGACAGACACGUGUGGAGUAUCUUAUGGAUGUACAUGCAUAUAAUUUGGGAUUUAUGGAAAACGUGCGUCAAGCUAUGGGUAGACGUUGGUUGAUAGCAUUGUUAGUGCCGUUCAUUUCUUCACCACUUGGUUCCGAUGGUCUAUCAUAUCCAACACGUGAAUCGAAGCCAUUGAAUGAUUUGAAGACUAUGUAAUGGAUCAAAAACAACGUU